This is a messenger RNA of Heterostelium album PN500, 1032 nucleotides long. It is a transcript of the gene tra2, whose product is annotated as RNA-binding region RNP-1 domain-containing protein. NCBI's taxonomy places the organism in Eukaryota, Evosea, Eumycetozoa, Acytosteliales, Acytosteliaceae. The coding region runs from base 1 to 1032 and encodes 343 amino acids. The record is from RefSeq and is a predicted model, not a curated record. Gene Ontology annotation, biological process: positive regulation of mRNA splicing, via spliceosome. Gene Ontology annotation, cellular component: spliceosomal complex. Gene Ontology annotation, molecular function: RNA binding. The transcript has 4 exons.
AUGGACCCACUUCCACCACCAAAUUCAAGUUCCACAUACUACAGUAACAGUGGCACUCCAAAUGGCAGUCAUUACAACUCUGCAUCGUCAACGAAUGGCGAUGGCGUCAAAUAUCACGAUUCACCUAGCAACAGAAGUCCCGUCAGAGAUAGAGAAAGAAGAUCAGAGUACACACCUGAUAAAACAAACAACAGACUUGCAAAUACUGCUCCACCUGGAAGAGUGUUGGGUGUAUUUGGAUUGAGUCCACAAACCAGAAGAGAAGAUCUUAUCAAGGAAUUCCAAAGAUUCGGUGAUGUGGAAAAGGUUAGCUUAAUUAUGGACAGGAAGACACAACGCUCCAAAUGCUUUGCCUUUGUAUAUUUUUAUGAAAAAGACCACGCCAUAAAAGCUAAAGUUGAGUGCCAGAAUUUGGAGCUCGAUGGCAAAAUGAUCAGGACCGAUUACUCUGCUUCGGAACGGGCACAUGAUCCUACUCCUGGAAAGUACCAUGGUGAAAGCAGAUUCUCACCCUACUCUGGAAGAGACAGAGACAGAGAUCGUGACUAUGACCGAUAUGAUAAUAGAGACAGAGAUAGAGAUCGUGACAGAGAUAGUGGCAGAGAUAGAGACAGAGGAUAUGGAAGUAGCAGAUCCUAUCGUGACGGUGACCGAGAUAGAGAGAGAAACAGAGAGACCGGAAGAGACAGAGACAGAGGAUACUCAAUGAGCAGCAGUAGCUAUGGCAAUGGAAGUGAUGACCAAUACAGUAGCAGCAGAAGAUAUAACAACGAUAAAUAUUCAUCAUCUUCCUCUUCCUCCUCCUCUUACCGUGAUGAUAAAUACUCAUCAACUUCUUCGUCCUAUCGUGAUGACAAGUCUUACGACAGUGGAAGAAGAGACUACGAUGAUGCACCAAGAAGUAGUUCCUACAGUGAUAGCAGAUUAAAUGACUAUAGUUCUAGCAAAAAAGUUGAGCAAAAGAAUGAACUUUAUUUUGAAAACCAGAUUUUUGGUAUAAGAUAUGAAAAUGAUCUUAACACUCUUGAAUAA